AUUAAAGUUCGGUGCUAGGUCAACACGCAUAGAGCAGUAGAAGCGUAUCCGCUUUGCUCGUUCGUUCAAAUCCAUUUCGUCGUUGCGUCUAAACUUCCGCGAGAAACGUCGCGUCGCGAGUUCCCCGAUCUCUGUCAUCGCGACUCGCCACGGUGAAAUUAAUUAAUUGUCACCACAUGCUCCUGAUACGGUGCCACCGUAAUUUCGAAAUUUGGUUGUUGUGAGGAUUUACGAUAACAUGAAUCUAGAGGAGUAUCGCAUACAUGGAAAAGAUAUGGUGGAUUACAUCGCCGAUUAUUUGGCGAACAUCCGAUCUCGGCGCGUUUACCCGGCGGUUUCACCAGGUUACCUAAGAAAUGUUCUUCCGACCUCGGCACCAGUAGACGGCGAAUCCUGGGACGACAUAUUCGCGGACAUCGAAAAAUGCAUCAUGCCAGGCGUAACGCAUUGGCAGAGUCCACACAUGCACGCCUAUUUUCCAGCUUUGAAUUCACCUGCUAGCUUGUUGGCUGACAUGCUGGCCGACGCAAUCAAUUGUCUUGGAUUUACUUGGGCUUCGAGUCCUGCGUGUACGGAACUAGAGACCAUCGUAAUGAAUUGGCUCGGCAAAAUGAUCGGCUUGCCAGAAGAAUUCUUGCACCGCCCUGGUGGAUCCGGAGGUGGUGGCGUGAUACAAACAACCGCAUCAGAAGCUACCCUCGUUUGCUUACUCGCAGCGAGAACCCGAGCCAUUAGAGAUGUACAGCAAAAUGAGCCAGACCGUUUACCCGCUGAGAUUAAUUCGCGUCUUGUUGCUUACUGUUCCGACCAAGCUCACUCGAGUGUAGAAAAGGCUGGAUUGAUAGGCUUGGUUCGGAUGAGAUAUAUCGAAGCCGAUGAUGAACUUAGUAUGAGAGGAGAUGGGCUGUUAGAAGCGAUAACGCAAGACCGAGCUGACGGUUUACUUCCGUUUUUUGUCUGCGCCACUUUGGGUACGACGGGUGCAUGUUCAUUUGACAAUCUCAAAGAAGUUGGACAAGUGUGUGAACAAAAUGGACUUUGGUUACAUGUGGAUGCCGCCUACGCUGGAAGUGCAUUCGUCUGUCCUGAAUUCCGUGGUUGGCUUCAAGGAAUAGAAUAUGCCGAUUCGAUUGCAUUUAAUCCUAGCAAAUGGCUGAUGGUGCAUUUCGACUGUACAGCCAUGUGGGUGAAAAGUAGCCAAGCACUGCACAGAACUUUCAAUGUAGAUCCAUUGUACCUGAAGCAUGAGAACUCAGGACUUGCUAUUGAUUACAUGCACUGGCAAAUUCCGUUGUCAAAGAGAUUUAGAGCGCUGAAACUGUGGUUCGUCAUUAGAAAUUACGGAAUCACCGGCCUUCAAAAGCAUAUUCGCGAGGGUGUUAGACUGGCACAAAAAUUCGAGGCGUUAGUUUUAGCUGACGCGCGCUUUGAGAUUCCUGCGACAAGACACUUAGGGCUCGUCGUGUUUCGUCUUCGCGGAGACAACAGUUUAACAGAGCGAUUGUUGAAAAAGAUGAACUCGAGGGGUCGCGUGCAUUGUGUACCAGCCGCUUUGCACGGGAAAUACGUGAUUAGAUUUACCGUUACAUCGACUAACACGACUAACGAAGACAUUCUAAGAGAUUGGGCCGAGAUAAGAAACACUGCUAAUGAAAUUUUGGGAGACACUUCAGCUUCGCCUGUACGAGCAAAAGUUCCACUCGCAGAAAGCUCAGAUACUCGAGAGAAGAACGAAAACUUUGGUUCGAGCUUGUUAUUGGCAAAUUCUCCGAUGUCACCGAAAAUUGUAAACGGCAGCUUCGCUGCGAUAUACGACACGGCAGAUAUUUUCGAGGGAUGUGCAAAAGCUUUUGGUCAGUUGCGACUUGAAGCUCGGGAUAGCCCAGCGAUGCGACGUCGAAUUCGAGGAAUAUUAAUGUCAGGAAAGCAAUUUUCAUUGGAUUCACGUAUGGAUCUCGUACAGGGAUACGUUUGUUGCCGUCCAACCAUAGAAAUGACUUCGGAAUUGCCGCUGCAAGAAGAUGAUGAUCAAGGAAACAAUGAAGUAGAAAGUGACGCUAAUCCAUCUAAUAACGAUAAUUCUGGCGAGUGUUCAAAGGCCCAACAAGAAACGCAACAUUUUGGAAAAUCAUUGACAAGGCAAACAUCUAAGAGCCGAUCUAAUUACACUGUAAAUGGUUCGGUAAAAGUUGGUCCUCAAGAUUGUGCGAAUACUUUGAUGACCAUUGCGCCGACAGAAGGUAAUCUACCAAGAAGCGAAACAAUAGCUUCGUUUGGUCAUCGUCCAUACUCUGGCGAUUUGUCAACGAUGCACGGUCAAUGCGAGAAUCCUGAUAAGGAGAAGGAGGGCGCAUCAUUCUGCAGGAAAUGCGAUCACUGUAUGAAGAAAUAAUAAAUUUAAUGAUAUAGUUAGCCAAAUAAAUGUAAUCGUUGACGCGUCAGUUCUCGACUGAGUGUACUCCUUUAUGUCUUUGAUGGAUUCUAUGUUAUUUAAAUUCAAGCAUGGCGCCCAGUGACAAAUUAUUAAAAAUAAUGUAAUCAACUGCGAUUAUAAAUCUGAAUUUACUGUCCGAA
This is a messenger RNA of Ceratina calcarata, 2574 nucleotides long. It is a transcript of the gene Hdc, whose product is annotated as histidine decarboxylase. Lineage: Eukaryota; Metazoa; Arthropoda; Insecta; Hymenoptera; Apidae. Gene Ontology annotation, cellular component: cytoplasm. The transcript is spliced from 17 exons. Gene Ontology annotation, biological process: L-histidine catabolic process; histamine biosynthetic process. Gene Ontology annotation, molecular function: histidine decarboxylase activity; pyridoxal phosphate binding. The coding region runs from base 239 to 2392 and encodes 717 amino acids. The record is from RefSeq and is a predicted model, not a curated record.